Molecule: messenger RNA, 861 nt
Organism: Closterium sp. Naga37s-1
Lineage: Eukaryota; Viridiplantae; Streptophyta; Zygnematophyceae; Desmidiales; Closteriaceae
Source: the annotation of a GenBank genome assembly
AUGUCCACGUGUGCACAGGUGGACAUGGAUGACGUCAUGUUUGUGGUGAGGGAGGUGUGGCGCGGCCGCAGCGCGUGGCAGCAUCUUCGGGAGAAGGAAGCUGCUGAGAAGCUUCUUCACGGCCACUCGGGCGAAGGCGAGGGCAAUGUUGGGUCACAGGAGGAGGAGAAGACACGGGGAGAGAAGCGAGAGGAGGGUGAGGAAGGGGAGGAGAUCCAGGGGCAGGGAGAAAUUGCAGGGGGCACUCAGGAGCAGGGAGAAAGUGAGGGGGGCACAAGGGAGCAGAAUCUGGGAAAUGGACAAAAGGCGGAGGAGCAACGAGAAGAUGAGCAGAGAGAGGAGAGGAGGCAGGAGAAUGGCACUCAGGAGCAGGGAAGGAGCAGGCAGCAGCAGCAGAGGAAGAAGGAGGAGCGUAGAAAACGGGCUGUGAAAUCUGCUGGUGAAGGAAAUGGGGUUGGUGGUGGAAUUGGAGGGAGAGGAGGAAAUGGGGGAGGAGGAGGCAUGGAUAUUGGACGAGCGAUCUGGAGGUCCAUGGGACACAUGACUCUUACCAGGUGUGUUGGCGUCACUUCUGGGGUCAUUUCUGGGUUCACUUCUGGGAUCACUUCUGGGGUCACUUCUGGGGUCACUUCUGGGGUCACUCUGGAGUCUCUUUUAAAAUUUUGGCAGUCCAUGGGGCACAUGAAUCUCACCAGGUGGAAUGCGGCUCUCCCUCCCACCAUUGACAAUCUCGUUCUCUUCACAUUUGACGAGGCGGAAGCACACGAGGCGAUGCCAUUGGAGCAGGUGGAAUCAGAGCAGCCAGAGCUCUUCCGAUUGGUGGAUGCCACCCUGGAACGAGCUCGGAGAUUGUACACAUAG